AUGAAGUUCGCUGCUACUGCUGUUGCGCUCGCUGUGCCCGCUGCGGCCAUUUACGUUAACUCAACCACCACUGAGGAAAACGUUAUUGGUACCACUGUCAUUACCGUGCCUUGCCUGGAAGCUAAGUGCACCGGCUCUGAAACCGAAGUCACCACUGGUUUCGUUGUUGUCACCGACAACGUGCAGAAGACCAUUUACACUACGUACUGCCCGUUGCCUUCUGAAGGCCCCGCGCCCGCUCCCGGUCCUUCGAGCGCUGAGGGUGAAUCGAAGCCUGCCCCUGAAGGUGAAUCAAAGCCUGCUCCUACUGGUCCCGAAGGUACCGUGUACGAAACCAACAUCCAAACUACUCGUGUGACCAUUACCUCGUGUGAAGACAACAAGUGCAACGAAGUCGAAGUUGAAACUGGUCUCACCACUGUUACUGACAACGAAAAGAAGACCGUGUACGUGACGUACUGCCCUCUUCCUUCGACCCAACCUGAACAACCUCCUGCUCCUGCCCCUUCGCAAUCUCCUGCUCCUGCACCUUCGCAACCUCCCGCUCCUGCUCCUACUACUGAGUCGAAGCCUCCCGCUCCUGCCCCUGCUCCUUCGACUCAACCCGAGCAACCUCCCGCUCCUGCUCCUACUACUGAGUCGAAGCCUCCCGCUCCUGCUCCUACUACUGAGUCGAAGCCUCCCGCUCCUGCUCCUACUACUGAGUCGAAGCCUCCCGCUCCUGCUCCUACUACUGAGUCGAAGCCUCCCGCUCCUGCUCCUACUACUGAGUCGAAGCCUCCCGCUCCUGCUCCUACUACUGAGUCGAAGCCUCCCGCUCCUGCCCCUGCUCCUUCGACUCAACCCGAGCAACCUCCCGCCCCUGCUCCCACCACUGCCGCUGAAGAAUCGAAGCCUCCUGCCCCUGCUCCUGCUCCUACUACUGAGAAAUCGCAGGCUCCUGCUCCCUCUCCCAACACCACCCUUGCUGAAGAACUGAGACCCGCUCCUUCUGGUCAACCCGCUCCUUCGGUCAGCAUUCCUGGUGUUGAAACCGCCAACGGUGCUUCGGGUGCUGGUUUGCCUAUGCUUGUGGCUGGUGCCGCUAUCUUCCUCAACUUGUUGUAA
Molecule: messenger RNA, 1107 nt
Organism: Diutina rugosa
Lineage: Eukaryota; Fungi; Ascomycota; Pichiomycetes; Serinales; Debaryomycetaceae
Gene: PGA62
Product: Pga62p
Exons: 1
Coding region: 1-1107 (368 amino acids)
Source: RefSeq, a predicted model, not a curated record